UUUCUCUCUCAUGUUCUAUUCAUCUCUCUCCACACUUUCUCUCUGUAGAGCUUCUCAUAUUCUCUCUCUAAACUAUAUUCUGGUUCAUCUCUCUCCUGAGUAGCUUUCACGUUCUUCUCUUUUUUUUCUGAAUGUUGUGUAAUUUUUUAUUUCUUUCUCUCUCUAGAGUUUCUCUCUUGAGAGAGUGGACGUAGUCGACGGCUGCCUCGGAGUCACCAACCGUAGGAAAAUCCGACAUUUUCGUAACGCCUUUCUCUCUCUAGACAUUCAGAGCGGAGUCACUGAUUUGCUUGCUGCCCUUUCUCUCUCUAACCUCCGUGUAAGAACCAGUGGAUUAACCCUCGUUUCUCUCUAGCGUCGAAGAGAGCUCAUCAGCCUCUCUCUCUCUCUGACUGAGCUAGGGUUCCUGGAUUCUCUGCUACGCUAAUUACUUUCUUCUUUACCUCUAUGACGAAUUUACGUCUCUGAUUGCUGAUGAGUUCGGUAUUUGCUCUCUCUCUCUCUCCCCUAAUUGGAAAGAAUUAAGAUGAUUUCUAUUUUGGGUAAAGCCCAGCUAAGCUGGUGUCUUUCUAUCUGUGUCUGAAUAUGCCCUUCUGAGUCAAUAUUAACUAAGCCUUAAACUGAACUAGGGUUUCUGCAAUCUCCCUCUCUUUCUAUCUCUAGAAGGUUUCUACUAUAUCUUUCUCUCUUAAUGAGGGAGAAUUUCUAAAGUUGCGAUGGGUAAUUGUUGGGAGAAACCUGUCAAGGAGGAAGAAGUACUGGUAAAGUUCAGUGCUCCAUCUUCAGAGGUCCCAAAGUCCAGUAGUAGAGAUGUUAAGUCUUCGUCUACCUCUACGCAAACAAUGUCUUCUGCCAGUGACAGUGUUUCAUCAGAAAAUGCAUCAGAAGGUCAGAUACUCCCUUAUGCCAAUAUAAGGGUUUUCACUUUCAAUGAGUUGAGAAGUGCUACAAGAAACUUUCGCCCCGAUAGUGUACUGGGAGAAGGGGGAUUUGGAUGUGUAUUUAAGGGCUGGCUCGAUGAUUCUGGGCUCAUGGGCUCGAAGAGUGGAUCUGGUAUGGUUGUUGCGGUUAAGAAGAUGAACAAUGAGGGCUUGCAAGGUCAUAAGGAAUGGCUGGCUGAGGUGAACUUUCUAGGUCAAUUCCAGCAUUCCAAUCUGGUGAGGCUGCUUGGAUACUGCUUCGAGGACAAUCACCGGCUCUUGGUCUAUGAAUACAUGUCAAAGGGGAGUCUUGAAAAUCACCUUUUUAGACGAGGUAGCACCCACCAGCCACUUACAUGGUCUAUAAGAGUAAAAGUAGCGCUUGGAGCUGCAAAGGGACUUGCAUUUUUACAUAAUGCAUCCAGUCCUGUGAUAUUACGUGAUUUCAAGACAUCUAACAUUCUGCUUGAUUCGAACUAUAAUGCAAAGCUUUCUGAUUUUGGCUUAGCUAAAGAUGGUCCAACUGGGGAUCACACACAUGUAUCAACUAGGGUGAUGGGCACCUUUGGUUAUGCUGCUCCUGAAUAUGUCUCUACAGGCCAUUUGACUGUAAAGAGUGAUGUCUAUGGUUUUGGUGUGGUUCUUCUCGAAAUAUUAUCGGGGCGACGAGCUCUGGACAAGAACAGGCCUACUGGAGAGCAAAACUUGGUCGAUUGGGCCAAGCCCUACAUGGGCGAUAAGCGUAAGGUUUUCCGUAUCAUGGACAAUAGACUGGAUGGCCAAUACCCAAUGAAGGCAGCCUGGGUGGCUGCAACAGUUGCUCUCCAUUGCCUCUCUCUUGAUGCAAAAAAUAGACCUCACAUGAAUUCUGUGGUUGAGACGCUCGGGAAACUGCAUGAUAUAUCAGAAUUGCCCAGGCCAAGGCCUCAAAAGGUCGUAGGAAAUCUCAAUGAUAAUCGACCACAAAUGAAGUGCAAUAGUGUGAAUAAUCAAUCCUAUGGCCAUUCCUCUGAGAAUGACCCACAUAAGGAUUGUUCUAAGUCUGCAAGAAACUCAAGGUGACAACUAUUGAUUAUUAUCUUGAUUUCUUUUUCUUUUUGUUUGAUAUAUAGUUUCACUCUUUCAUGGCUAGAUAUAUUGUGGUUUUUUCGCAACUUGUAAAUUGCGAUUCCCUUGGGUGGCUGAUUGUUUCUUUUCAAUUUAUUUUACUUUAUUGUUUGUGUAACUUCAGGACAUGUGCCAUAUGAAAUUUAUAGAUUCGAUUGUCUGAU
Messenger RNA from Amborella trichopoda, 2191 nucleotides. Its product is annotated as receptor-like cytoplasmic kinase 176. The record is from RefSeq and is a predicted model, not a curated record. Gene Ontology annotation, biological process: protein phosphorylation. NCBI's taxonomy places the organism in Eukaryota, Viridiplantae, Streptophyta, Magnoliopsida, Amborellales, Amborellaceae. Gene Ontology annotation, molecular function: ATP binding; protein kinase activity.